This is a messenger RNA of Coturnix japonica (Japanese quail), 3076 nucleotides long. NCBI's taxonomy places the organism in Eukaryota, Metazoa, Chordata, Aves, Galliformes, Phasianidae. The record is from RefSeq and is a predicted model, not a curated record.
GCCGUCCUCCCCUGUGUGGGGCGGGUCCUAUGGCGGUCCCGCUGCGCCUGGGCCGUGCCGCACGCUUGCUGCCGGUCGCUGCCGCUCGAGUUGCCGCCUCGCAGCCCGUUCCGCGCCGCUCUUCCUCCUCCUCUCGCCGCUCCGCGCCGCCUCCCGCCAUGCAGGCCUUCCAGUACCCCGACGUGUACCGCGACGAGGCCGCCGUCUCGGAUUACCAUGGACACCAAAUCAGUGACCCAUAUUGCUGGCUUGAAGAUCCUGACAGUGAGCAGACAAAGGCGUUUGUGGAGGCUCAGAACAAGCUUACAGUACCCUUCCUUGAGCAAUGCCCUGUCAGAGGACUAUUCAAAGAACGAAUGACUGAACUCUAUGAUUAUCCUAAGUACAGUUGCCACUUCAAGAAAGGAAAAAGGUAUUUCCACUUUUACAAUACAGGACUACAGAACCAGCGGGUUUUAUAUGUACAAGACUCCUUGGAUGCUGAUGCCAAAGUUUUUCUUGAUCCAAAUAAGCUUUCUGAUGAUGGCACUGUGGCUUUACGAGGUUAUGCAUUCAGUGAAGAUGGUGAAUACUUUGCAUAUGGCCUGAGUGCUAGUGGUUCUGAUUGGGUUACUAUCAAGUUUAUGAAAGUGCAAGGUCCUGAGGAACUUCCAGAUACACUGGAAAGAGUUAAAUUCAGUUGCAUGGCAUGGACUCAUGAUGGAAAAGGCAUGUUCUAUAACUGCUAUCCAAAACAAGAUGGUAAAAGUGAUGGUACUGAGACCUCCACUAAUCUGCAUCAGAAGCUGUAUUAUCAUGUAUUAGGAACUGACCAAUCAGAAGAUAUCCUGUGUGCUGAAUUUCCUGAUGAACCAAAAUGGAUGGGUGGAGCUGAGAUUANUGAUGAUGGUCGAUAUGUCUUGCUGUCUAUUCGAGAAGGGUGUGAUCCAGUGAACAGACUGUGGUAUUGUGAUCUCCAGACAGAGUCUCAGGGUAUAUCAGGAAUUCUUCAGUGGGUGAAGCUGAUAGAUAACUUUGAGGCUGAGUAUGAGUAUGUCACCAAUGAAGGAACAAUAUUCACUUUCAAGACAAACCGUCAUUCUCCAAAUUAUCAAUUAAUCAACAUUGACUUCAGUGACCCAGAGGAGUCCAAAUGGAAAGUUCUCAUCCCUGAACACAAAAAAGAUGUUUUAGAAUGGGUUGCUUGUGUGAGAUCCAACUUCCUUGUUUUAUGCUAUCUGCAUGAUGUGAAGAAUGUCCUGCAACUUCAUGAUCUAGCUACUGGUGCACAUCUCAAGACUUUCCCAUUAGAGGUUGGGAGUAUUGUUGGUUAUAGUGGUCAGAAGAAGGAUAGUGAAAUAUUCUAUCAGUUUACUUCAUUUUUAUCUCCAGGUAUUAUAUAUCACUGUGAUCUGACUAAAGAGGAACUGGAGCCAAGAGUUUUUCGGGAGGUGACUGUGAAAGGAUUUGAUCCUUCGGUUUACCAGACAAUUCAGGUUUUCUACCCUAGCAAAGAUGGUACUAAGAUCCCCAUGUUUAUUAUUCACAAGAAAGGGAUUAAAUUGGACGGUUCUCAUCCUGCCUUCUUGUAUGGAUAUGGAGGCUUCAACAUAUCAAUUACACCAAGCUAUAGUGUAUCAAGACUUAUUUUUGUGCGACACCUGGGGGGUGUUCUAGCAGUGGCAAACAUCAGGGGUGGUGGUGAAUAUGGAGAGACCUGGCACAAAGGUGGUAUCUUGGCCAACAAACAAAACUGCUUUGAUGACUUUCAGUAUGCUGCCAAAUACCUCAUCAAAGAGGGCUACACAUCUCCAAAGAAGCUGACUAUUAAUGGAGGUUCAAAUGGAGGCCUCUUAGUUGCUGCCUGUGCUAAUCAGCGUCCUGACCUCUUUGGCUGUGUUAUUGCCCAAGUGGGAGUAAUGGAUAUGCUAAAGUUCCACAAGUACACCAUUGGCCAUGCUUGGACUACUGACUUCGGCUGCUCUGACAAUAAAGAACAGUUUGAAUGGCUGUACAAGUAUUCUCCACUUCACAACGUUAAACUACCAGAAGAAGAUGGCAUCCAGUAUCCCUCUAUACUGCUGCUCACAGCAGACCAUGAUGACCGUGUGGUCCCUCUACAUUCACUGAAGUUUAUUGCUACUCUGCAAUAUGUUGUGGGCCGAAGCCGUAAACAAACCAAUCCACUUCUCAUCCAUGUUGACACCAAAGCUGGGCAUGGAGCAGGAAAGCCAACUGCUAAAGUUAUAGAAGAAGUGUCAGAUAUGUUUGCUUUUAUAGCACGUUGCCUAAAUCUUGAUUGGAUUGAAUAGGCGAAAUGCUUAUUACUGUCUCCUUUAGGAAAAAAAGGGCUUUAACACCUUUUAAGACCAACCAGAUUACUACUUGGUGUAGUACUUACAUUUAAGAACUGCAGUUCAAUAUUUUAUUGAUCCAACCUGCUAUGGAAUUUUGAUCUGUGCUUCCCUUUUUUUAGAGUUUCUUUGAAUUUCUUUUCUACUGUGUUUCAAAGUACAUAUUAAGUAGCAUGUUCAAAUACAGUGCUGUUGUGAACAUCUAGAUUCCAGAUGUAGUGUUAGUUGAGCUGAUUUCAUGUAAACAAUUUUAAUGUAUUUUGCACCUAUAAACAUAUCCAGAUCAUCUGUAAUUAAAUGUAAGUACUGUCCACAUACAAGAACUCUGAGCAUACUUUAUUUACACAGUAACUUAUUUAAGAAUGGAAAUGUAAAAUGUUCUUUGAUAAUCAUGAAAUAUUGAGGAGAUAGUAGUCUAGGUAAUUAAUUACGCCAAUAUGAUUAAAAACAUGAUAUUAUUUCAUACUGUUUGUAACAGUGUGUUACAGUCCAUAAUAAUGUUGCCAAAUUGUCUUUUCUUACCACAAAGACUUGAAACUGUCCAUUGUCUCUUCUGCUGUUUAUUUUCACAAAGAAGAGAGAACUGGAAUCAGGAAUACUUGAAGAACUCUUCAGACACUCAGUUAUCAGUCAAGGUAUGCAUACACACUUCACAGUGUUGCCUGUCUACUGUUAACUCUCAACUAUUUUUAAACUGUAGACAGAUUUGUCUAGAUUGCUCAAAUACACAUUUUCCCAGUACA